Molecule: messenger RNA, 597 nt
Organism: Microthlaspi erraticum
Lineage: Eukaryota; Viridiplantae; Streptophyta; Magnoliopsida; Brassicales; Brassicaceae
Source: the annotation of a GenBank genome assembly
AUGGACUCUACUCUUGAUUCAGAGGAAGAAGAAGAUGAAAACGACUUAGUGGCGUCAGGCCAAGAACUUUACGGUUACACCGAUGAUGUGAAUGACGACGACUCAGACGAGUGUGAGGAGCUGGAACCGACAUUGAAGAGGAAAGGAAACAACGAGGAUGAUGAUUCUUCUAAGUUGUAUAAGCGUGUUCGGUUUAGUUAUGAUUUCGGAGACGACAAAGGUUCUGGUUCCUCAAGCGAGACAGAGUAUCUAUCUGGGAUUCCAGAUUAUAUGAGGAAUCCAACGAAAUACACAAGAUAUACAUUCGAAGAAUGUGAGGAAGUAGAUGAAGAAUAUAACCGGAGAGCGUACAUGGAGUUUCUCAACAUGUUAAGGAGCAAAGACGAGGCUAUGGUUGUUGAUGAUGAGACUCUCGUUGAGUUUCCAAGAUCAGUGGCUUUUGCACCAAAGAGCAAACCAACGCCAUGGGAGACAAUAGAAGAAGACGGCUACGUGUCUGCCAUGGAAGAAGAUGAAACUGAAACAGCUCUCAGUGUCAUUACAAGACACGGCCGUCGUCAAUAUCGAGCCAGAGACAAGGAAGAUCAAGAGGAAUGA